Dendronephthya gigantea is the source of this 2686-nucleotide messenger RNA. RefSeq lists its product as uncharacterized. NCBI's taxonomy places the organism in Eukaryota, Metazoa, Cnidaria, Anthozoa, Malacalcyonacea, Nephtheidae. The record is from RefSeq and is a predicted model, not a curated record. The coding region runs from base 156 to 2381 and encodes 741 amino acids. The transcript is spliced from 12 exons. Gene Ontology annotation, molecular function: protein binding.
UAAUAGUUACAAAUUAUUAUCUAACUAGAAUAUUAACAAAAAUAUUAACAGAAAUAAGUCAAAUAACCAGAUAUUGGCUCGUUUCAUCAAGUGAAGUGCCGGAUUUUCGGAUUGCCGAAUAGGAUAUUGAUUAACUUCCCUACGAAGGACCGAAAAUGUCCGCUAAGGUACGAGAGAAAUCACCAGCAAGAAAAGCUAAAUCAGAGCAAAAUUUACAAAAAAGUUACGAGGAACAAUCUAAUGAUUGUCACCAACAAACGCUGACAACUGAGUUGGAAAAACACGAGUUAUACCAAUUUGGCAUUGCAGAGGCUUUGAACCGCCUUGGUGUGAAAAAGAGAAAUGAAGGUGAUUUUGAAUCUGCUUUGGACUUACAUAAACGGGCACUGAAUGAGCAAUUGGAGCAAUUAGGGCCAGAUCACCUUGAUCUUGCUUAUACCUACGGGUGCCAGGGUGAUGUUUUUAGUGCGAAAGGUGAUCUAGAACGUGCUUGUAAAAGUCAUUACAAGGCAUUGGUUAUUCAAGUGAAAAAGCUUGGAGAUAACCAUAUUGACGUCGCUGCCUCUUGGGACAUCCUUGGAAAUUUGUGUCGGUUGAAUGGUGAUUUAGAACAUGCUGAAGAGUAUCUUUUGAGUGCAUUAGAUAUUCGAUUAAUACUAUUGGAACCAAACCAUAUUGAAGUUGCUAUUUCUUGCAACAACCUGGGGGAUGUGUGUUGUGAUAAAGAUAAUUUCGAACGUGGUAUUAGUUAUUAUAAACGCGCGUUGAAAAUACAAUUGGAACAAUUGCCGGCAACCCAUAUUGAUUUGUCUACUACCUAUCACAAACUUGGUAAUGCGUGUUGCUAUAAAGGUGACCUGCAUGAUGCUCGUAAGUAUCAACAGCAGGCACUAGAUAUUCGGUUAGAAAAUUUUGGACGUAACCACCUUGACGUUGCUGCUUCUUACGACAGCCUUGGCAAUGUGUGCAGCAAAAUUAAAGGUGAAUUGAAAGAAGCCCAUGGUUUUUAUCGAGACGCAUUGGAUAUCAAAUUAACAUUACUUGGACCAGACCAUGUUGGCGUUGCUGAGUCUUACAAAAAUCUGGCUGAUGUUUGUUUUGAAAAUAAAGAUGAGCGAGAUUCUCUUAAUUAUUGUCGACGGGCUCUGAAAAUUAUGUUCAAAACACCAAAACGAAAUCAAAUUGGCGUUGCUGCCUCCUCCAAUAAUGAAGGACCAAGGCCUACACAAACCAUAUUUAGCCAGGAUUUGAACAUAUCUGGCCAAGAAUCCGAGGGGCCCCAAAAUUCAGCUACAACAUAUGAGGCUGAACAGCAACAACCUGUGAUAGGAAAAACGACUGGAGACGAGUUAUCACAGCAGGCUUCGAAAGAGGAUUCGGAACAAUUUGGACCCAACCACAAAGACGUUUCAGCUUACCAAGGACCAAGGCCUACACAAACCAUAUUCUGCCAGGAUUUGGACAUAUCUGGCCAAGAAUCCAAGGAACCCCAACAAGCUACAACAUCAGAUGAGGCUGAACAGCAACAACCUGUGAUAGGAAAAACGACUGGAGACAAGUGUAGCUACACUUUCAGUGCUUCGAAAGAGGAUUCGGAACAAUUUGGAACCAACCACAAAGACGUUUCAGCUUACCAAGGACCAAGUCUUAGCCAGGAUUUUGACAUAUCUGGCCCCGAAUCUGUUGAAUCUCAAAAUCCAACAACAACAUGUGAAGGUGAGGCUGAACAACAAGAACCUGUUAUAGGAGAAACAACUGGAGACAAGGAGGACGAUGAAAAAAGUCAAACUCAUAAGGCCAUGAAGAAAUUCAAAGCAUUCCAACGGUUUCAUUCUAAAAAAGAAAAAGAGAUAUCCGAAAAGUUGGAAGAACGUUCAGAUAAAGAGGCGUUAAACUACGUUUUUGUUUACCAAGAUGACGAAAAGGGCUUCACGUAUAGUUUUUGUCGCAAUAAAGAACAAGGGGUGAUCAUGCUACAGAAGAAACAGAAAUCUUUGUGCGCAAUAUUCCAUUUGCCGGGCAAGCGAAAAAGAGAGAAAUUAACGACUAAAAAUUUGGCGAAUAUCAAUGUGGAGCUAAUAGAUCCAUUUACGGAGAAGGUUAUAUUGAGAGUAAAAGCUGUAUUCGACAGCGGUGCAGAUAUUGCUAGUUUUCCUCUCAAUCGCCAAAAAAUGAAGUCAUUGGUUAACUCAUUCACCGUUCUAAACGAUAUGUUAGUACCAAUUGUGUACGCUAAAAUAAAAGUAAAUGGUUAUUUAUUGGAUGGCGUUCAUGAGAUCGAAAUUGAGGAAGAUCAGGAUUGGUAUGCCAUUGGACUUCCCCAAUUUGCGCGUUUGAACAUGAAGACAAAGAAGGAGAUAUUGAAAAGUUUCAUAAAGUGAUUAAUAAUAACAUAUAUAGAACACGCGUGCUGAUUGGUCAAGAAACGUGUUUCUAUAACUAUAUAGAAUCACGAAAAUUUCCCGCCUCCGCCGCCUUCAAAUUUAAAAACAUGAUACAAUGUAGUUAAUAGUGCUAUACUUAACCAUAAUAAUGUUAAAUAUACGAACUCCUGAACAAAGGGGUUAUUCCUGUGUGUCGAUAAUGGAGAACUAUGGACUAUGGAGAACUACUCUCGGACUAUCUCUCACAAAGCACAAAAUGAAAUACAUCAUUCAUUGUUCAUUGCUCGUUGUAAAUAAUGUUA